AUGGAAAUCCAGAAGAAUCCUUUCUGUAUUUGUUACACAGCCACCGGCAUAGCUACUGCUCAGAGGAAAGCACCUCUCUAUCCAAUUAAUGGCCUUUUUUCCCCUGCAUCUGAUGAUGGAAGUUCUCCUUUAAUACACCUACAACAAUGUUUUAUCUAUUUUGGACGAGAGUAUUGUCAGCUCUAUGUCAACCAAAAUGGACAUUUGACUUUUGAAAGACCAUGGGGGAGGUAUAUUCCACUGAAGUUUCCAAUGUAUGGACCCAAAGACAUCAUAGCUCCUUUCUGGACAGAUCUGGACAACAGAAAAAUUGGGAAAGUCAUAUACAACCAAUACAUCUCGGGCCCUGUCCUUAAACAAGCUACUAGUGACAUUAAUCAAUACUUCCCAAAAUACAAUUUUGAAGCUAGCUGGGUUUUUGUUGCAACUUGGCAAGGAGUGGCCUACUAUCCUAAUGUAGGAGAUGGUUCAACUAUACAAGUUGUAAUAAUCAGUAAUGGAAAACUGUCUUUUCUGCUAAUGAACUAUGAAACAAUAUACCCAACAAAUCAUAAUGUGCAGGCAGGUUAUGACACAAAGAACUCCACUGACUAUUUCUCAAUUCCUGGAUCAUUUUCUCCUAAUGCAAGUGGGUCAGAUUCCACCUUUUGUCGGAGCAGCAAUAUCAAUGUCCCAGGACGUUGGGCCUUUCAAAUAGAUCAAGCAUCAAAUGGCCGUGAGUUACCUGUAGCUGACAAUGUGCCGGGAGUGUAUUGGAUCGACAGUACCUGUACAGUAAAAUGCACAUAUGACAAAUUUAACUUCUCAUGUCACAACGAAUCCUGUGCCUUUUCCGAAACAUGUAAUCGUUUAGAUGAAUACAGAUUUAUGUGCGGGUCGAUCCAGAAGGCUACCUGCAUCAUCAGUGGUGAUCCUCAUUACACAACGUUUGACGGGAAGCGGUACGACUUCCAGGGCCCCUGCACGUAUGUCCUGUCCCAGCAGUGUGAUUCAGAUCUGCCCAGCUACAGAGUAGAAGGCUCCAAUGAGCAUCGGGGCAGCUCUGCCACUUGGACACGACUGGUCAAAGUCUUUGUGUAUAAUGAAACCAUUGAGCUUGUCAAAGGACAUCGUGGUGAAGCCAAGGUCAAUGGUAUAUUUGCAACGACCCCCUUCUCCUUAACCAAUGGUGCGGUUCAUGUUUAUACAUCAGGUUUUUCAAUUGGUGUCAGUACUGACUUUGGUUUGGAGGUCUCCUAUGAUGCUCAUCAUCUUGUGAACAUCAAAGUUCCAUCCAGUUACCAGGGAGCAACAUGUGGCCUUUGUGGGAACUUUAACAAUGACCCAGAUGAUGACAUUCAACCACCAGAAGGAGAUAUUGUGAGCCCUCUUGACCUUAGUCAUAGCUGGUUGGUGCCAAAUGCUGAUGAGUCUGAAUGCAUGCCCUGUGAAGGUCAAGACUGUAGUCAUUGUUCUGAAGAUGAGAGGGCUUUAUUCAAUAAUCCUGACAACUGUGGCAUCCUUCGAGACAGAUCUGGACCUUUUGCAGCUUGUCAUGAGGUGCUUUCACCAGAGUCUUUUGUGUACAAUUGUGUGUAUGAUCUGUGUUCGGAGGGAGGGCAACAAGACAUUCUCUGUCUAGCCCUAAAUGUCUACGCCAGUCAGUGUCAAGAAAAAGGUGUACAACUACAAACAUGGAGAAGCCCCGGCUUCUGUGAAAUCAUAUGUCCAGAAAACAGCCACUUUGAGCCUCAGAGCACAGGAUGUCCAGCUACUUGUGUCAACCCUGAGUCUCAUAAUGACUGUGCACUCGCUCCCCUUGAGAGCUGCGCUUGUAAUGAAGGCUAUGUUUUGAGCGGUGCAGACUGCGUGCCUCUCCAUGAGUGUGGCUGUAACUUUGAGGGACUCUACUACCAUUCUGGACAAACCGUAAUACUUGGUCAAGACUGCAGCAGAAUCUGUACUUGCAUUUCCGGUAACAUGACUUGCCAUUCACAUGUUUGUGGAUCACAUGAAGAGUGCAAGGUGUUUGAUGGAGAAAGAGUUUGCUACCCUCACACAUGCUCCAUCUCAGGUGUGCCCAUCCAGCUGGGUGUGUCCGUCUGGACUGACAGUGCCUGUACAGUAAAGUGCACCUGCACCACAUCUGGCUUGUCAUGUCACAACGAAUCCUGUGAUAUUUCCCAAGUCUGUGGCUCUCUUAAUGAUUUUCACUUUACCUGCCAGUCCAUCCAGAAGGCUACUUGCAUCAUCAGUGGUGAUCCUCAUUACACAACGUUUGACGGGAAGCGGUACGACUUCCAGGGCCCCUGCACGUAUGUCCUGUCCCAGCAGUGUGAUUCAGAUCUGCCCAGCUACAGAGUAGAAGGCUCCAAUGAGCAUCGGGGCAGCUCUGCCACUUGGACACGACUGGUCAAAGUCUUUGUGUAUAAUGAAACCAUUGAGCUUGUCAAAGGACAUCGUGGUGAAGCCAAGGUCAAUGGUAUAUUUGCAACGACCCCCUUCUCCUUAACCAAUGGCGCGGUUCAUGUUUAUACAUCAGGUUUUUCAAUUGGUGUCAGUACUGACUUUGGUUUGGAGGUCUCCUAUGAUGCUCAUCAUCUUGUGAACAUCAAAGUUCCAUCCAGUUACCAGGGAGCAACAUGUGGCCUUUGUGGGAACUUUAACAAUGACCCAGAUGAUGACAUUCAACCACCAGAAGGAGAUAUUGUGAGCCCUCUUGACCUUAGUCAUAGCUGGUUGGUGCCAAAUGCUGAUGAGUCUGAAUGCAUGCCCUGUGAAGGUCAAGACUGUAGUCAUUGUUCUGAAGAUGAGAGGGCUUUAUUCAAUAAUCCUGACAACUGUGGCAUCCUUCGAGACAGAUCUGGACCUUUUGCAGCUUGUCAUGAGGUGCUUUCACCAGAGUCUUUUGUGUACAAUUGUGUGUAUGAUCUGUGUUCGGAGGGAGGGCAACAAGACAUUCUCUGUCUAGCCCUAAAUGUCUACGCCAGUCAGUGUCAAGAAAAAGGUGUACAACUACAAACAUGGAGAAGCCCCGGCUUCUGUGAAAUCAUAUGUCCAGAAAACAGCCACUUUGAGCCUCAGAGCACAGGAUGUCCAGCUACUUGUGUCAACCCUGAGUCUCAUAAUGACUGUGCACUCGCUCCCCUUGAGAGCUGCGCUUGUAAUGAAGGCUAUGUUUUGAGCGGUGCAGACUGCGUGCCUCUCCAUGAGUGUGGCUGUAACUUUGAGGGACUCUACUACCAUUCUGGACAAACCAACUGA
This is a messenger RNA of Boleophthalmus pectinirostris (great blue-spotted mudskipper), 3243 nucleotides long. RefSeq names its product alpha-tectorin-like. Gene Ontology annotation, biological process: cell-matrix adhesion. Lineage: Eukaryota; Metazoa; Chordata; Actinopteri; Gobiiformes; Gobiidae. The record is from RefSeq and is a predicted model, not a curated record.